AUGAAUACUGCCUCAUCUUCAGAAAGUGGAUCUUACUCCACAAACCAUACAAGACCCUUUUUUUAUGCACAGCCAACAGCACAACAACCUUUUCCAAAUCCAUGGUACCUCAGUCAUGCAUACAGCCCCUACUGUGUACCUGCUCCAGGCUACCGAAGUGGAAACCCAUAUUUCCCCUUUUAUUCUGUUGCGCUCCACGAGUACCCUGGAUAUUUUGUUCCACAGCAUCCAGUGCAUGCAAGAGUUAACAGAAGGCCUUAUUUUAAUGGUCCCCCACCUUCCCCUGUGUUUUAUCAUGCAACGAGAUUUAGACACUAUAGUACCUCUGGGAAAAAGAUGGAGACAAAAGAAACACAGACUGAUCCUAGACAGCCUGAAAGCAAGCCAAAAAGGCACCAAGAUGUCCUAGGUACAGAAACGAAAGGCUGUGAUGCAGGAAAUAUGGCCUGUGCUUCUUCUGGGAUAGGUACAGAGACUGAAAGUGCUUCAACAAAUCAGGAUUCGUCUGGAUCUUCCAUUGUGGUAGACAGAGAGCUUCAUAACAAGAGCCUUUCCAGGUCUACCCAGUAUAGAAAUCUUCCUACUGGCAGCUAUGCCUUUGAGAAGGAAGAAGUGAGAAUAGAAUAUGGAAAUGGCUCUCCUGCUAUUCAGCUAUGGAAGUCCUUUAAAGAAACUAUCCCCUUGUAUGAUGUGGCAAGUGGCAAACCAGUCCCAGAGAACAUAGUGCAGCGUGACUUAUUUUCUGUUAGCUCAUGUGAAGGAAUGCUCUACGGCCCUCAUGAAGGGGAGAAAAUGGUGCCAGGAGCUUCCUUAGAUGAGAGAAAAACUGCUCUCCCCUCCAAACAGGCUGUUGAAGCCACACAAGGAAGUGAGGUCCAAACUCAUGGAGUGAAGCUGGAUGCAGAGAAGCAGAUGAUUACAAGUCAACAGGCAAAAACCCUCUCAGAUGACACCAUGGCAGUGCAAGUGACAGAGCUGGUGAGAUCUGCUAGCACAGAGCAGCCAGUAGUCAGGCAGGAUGUGGUAGCAGCUAAGAAACCUAGCUCAAAAAAAUCCACAGCUUCCAAAACUCCUCAAGAUGAGCCCAGCUUGGUUCAACCAGCAGGACUACUUCCACCCAGUAUGGAGGUAAUGGAUGACUUGAGCUGCCAGCAGAAAAAGCUGAAUCUAAGCCAUGGUGCAGCCAAUGACAGUCCAAGAGAUGGCAGCGUGUGGUGCGACGAAUCCAUGAGGUAUGUUCCCUCUGACAGCUGGCUGGCUUGUUUGGACAGUAUGGACACUAACUAUGACUAUGGCCUUUGUUUGCCACAAAGGAAACCUCCAAGUGUGCUCAGUCUGUCUUCUGAUGAUAUGUCUUCUAGAGAGGAAAGCUCAUCCAUUGAUAAUGCUCCAGUGUCUUAUUUUGCCCCUGACUAUGUGCUUCAGAAAAGCAUGUACACUUUCCAGAAAGGUACAGAGGGCUUGAAGAGAGAGAAGAUUACAAGUGGUGGGUCCCUUAAUGAAGAUGAAGUGGUAGGAAAGGAGCAGAUGAACAGCUUGAAUGACAAAGACUCCAAAAACUCUUCAACUGUGAAGACUAAGGAGGCUUCUAGUAAAGGCAGAAAGCUGGGAGACCUUCCUAGAUCUUCUAGUCAGAAAAAAACCCAUUCUCUCAAGAACAAAGCACCUAAGAGUUUGCCAGAAGUUGAGGACUCUGAAGAAUAUUCUGUGAGGGAAGAAGAGGAGGAGCAAGAUGAAGAGGAGGAGGAGGAAGAUGAUGAUGACAUGGAUGAAAUUGAGUAUUUCUUUCAAGAAGCCACUCCAUAUGGAAUCCUGACACCUAGUAAAGGUAGUUUCUACCCAGUUGGCCAGAGAGUGCUUUGGAAACCACCCAAAAAUGCUAUACCAGCUCAGUUUAUCGGCUGGCCUGUUCAAGAGAAAAUAAAUAGGAUUGGGCUUGGUGAAAACAUUGGUGUACUUUACAAACCAAAGGAGAAAGUACAAGAUGAAGUUGCAUACAGUGACUAUGGGUGUUAUGGAAGGAAGAGGCCCACUGCAAGGAGAGAAGGUCCUGAACACCAGCGGGCGCUAUGGAAGCUCUUGGGAGGGUGCCCACCUUUGGUUAAACUAAAGAAGAAAAGAAUAGGCAAACCACUUUCAAAAUGCAGAGACACAAGACAUGAAGUGGAGGAAGAAGUGUGGGAGAUGCCUAGAAGUGUACACAAAGUACAAGCUUCCAGGAAACUUGCAUAA
Indicator indicator is the source of this 2232-nucleotide messenger RNA. RefSeq lists its product as uncharacterized. The coding region runs from base 1 to 2232 and encodes 743 amino acids. Lineage: Eukaryota; Metazoa; Chordata; Aves; Piciformes; Indicatoridae. The record is from RefSeq and is a predicted model, not a curated record. The transcript is spliced from 4 exons.